This is a messenger RNA of Budorcas taxicolor (takin), 1018 nucleotides long. It is a transcript of the gene TSSK4, whose product is annotated as testis specific serine kinase 4. Lineage: Eukaryota; Metazoa; Chordata; Mammalia; Artiodactyla; Bovidae. The transcript is spliced from 4 exons. The coding region runs from base 1 to 981 and encodes 326 amino acids. Gene Ontology annotation, biological process: protein phosphorylation; microtubule cytoskeleton organization; intracellular signal transduction. Gene Ontology annotation, cellular component: cytoplasm. The record is from RefSeq and is a predicted model, not a curated record. Gene Ontology annotation, molecular function: tau-protein kinase activity; ATP binding; protein serine/threonine kinase activity.
AUGGGGAAGGGAGACGUGGAAGCACCACCCACCUCGGCCUACCGCUCUGUCAUGGAGGAGUAUGGUUAUGAAGUGGGCAAAGUCAUUGGCAAUGGCUCCUAUGGGACAGUGUAUGAGGCUUACUACACAAAGCAGAAGGUCAUGGUGGCUGUCAAGAUCAUCUCGAAGAAGAAGGCCUCUGAGGACUAUCUUAACAAGUUCCUGCCCCGUGAGAUACAGGUGAUGAAGGUCCUGCGGCACAAGUAUCUCAUCAACUUCUAUCAGGCCAUCGAGACCACAUCCCGGGUCUACAUCAUUCUGGAGCUGGCUCAGGGUGGUGACGUUCUUGAGUGGAUCCAGCGCUACGGGGCCUGCUCUGAGCCCCUUGCUGGAAAGUGGUUCUCCCAGCUGACCCUGGGCAUCGCCUACCUGCACAGCAAAGGCAUCGUGCACCGGGACUUAAAGUUGGAGAACCUGCUGCUGGACAAGCGGGAGAAUGUGAAGAUAUCGGACUUUGGCUUCGCCAAGAUGGUGCCUUCUAACCAGUCUGUGCGGAAUAGCCCUUCUUACCGCCAAGUGAAUUGCUUCAGCCACCUCAGCCAGACCUACUGUGGCAGCUUUGCUUAUGCCUGCCCGGAGAUCUUGCUAGGCUUGCCCUACAACCCCUUUCUGUCUGACACCUGGAGCAUGGGCGUCAUCCUCUACACUCUGGUGGUCGCCCGUUUACCCUUUGAUGACACCAAUCUCAAGAAGCUGCUGAAAGAGACUCAGAAGGAGGUCACUUUUCCACCUAACUAUGCCAUCUCCCAGGAGUGCAAGAACCUGAUCCUCCAGACGCUACGCCAAGCCACCAAGCGUGCCACCAUCCUGGACAUCAUCAAGGAUCCCUGGGUGCUGAAGUUCCAGCCUGAGCAACCCACCCAUGAGAUCAGGCUACUCGAGGCCAUGUGCCAGCCCCCCAGCACCACUAAUCGUCACCAGUCCUUGGAAAUCAGUACCUGAAAGUGGCAGAGGGGGGAGGGGGGUUGAAAGAGGAGCA